Molecule: messenger RNA, 8974 nt
Organism: Tribolium castaneum (red flour beetle)
Lineage: Eukaryota; Metazoa; Arthropoda; Insecta; Coleoptera; Tenebrionidae
Product: paralytic A
Exons: 26
Coding region: 581-6763 (2060 amino acids)
Biological process (GO): sodium ion transmembrane transport; membrane depolarization during action potential; neuronal action potential
Cellular component (GO): voltage-gated sodium channel complex; plasma membrane
Molecular function (GO): voltage-gated sodium channel activity; calcium ion binding
Source: RefSeq, a predicted model, not a curated record
GCGGCGCCUGUAUGCGACGCCAGGCGUCGUGACGCGAGGGGAGUAGAGAGAACAUGGCGGUCGCGUGAGCAAGGUUGAACGAACUGUUUUAACAAACUAAAAGAGUUUGAAAAUAAACCCCCGUCUAAAACCCACGACUUUGUGUUAAUUUAAAUCUAAGUCAAGUGCCAACCACCACACUGUUUAAUUUUUUUAGUGCGUAUUGGUAUAAAUAUGAUUAAACUUGUACAAGGUUGGGAAACAAACGCAUCCAGUCAGAAACUUAAAGCAAUGUUAAUUAACGAAUCAAACAGUUAAGUACUAACCCUAAUUAUUCCCUUAAGUUUAAUUUGAGUGAAUCUUACUAAAACGGAGACUCUAAAGUUAAAGUAACACCAAAAUUGUGUCAUUGAAGGUGGUUCGAGUGCAGCUAAACGAGUUAGUUAGGAGAAUAUCUAAAUGAUGUUUCACGAAUUGGCAAAGGAAUGAUUGUUGUGAGCCAUUUGAAUGAAGCUUCCAUCAAUACUAAGCACAUUGAUUUUAAUUGAUGACAUCGAGAACUCAAAAUGAGGGUAUCGUGGGGGCCUAGGCGCGAGGAGACAUGUCCGACGCCUCUGACUUAUCGUCCGAGGAGGAGCGCAGCCUAUUCCGUCCAUUUACGCGCGAGUCGCUUGCGACCAUCGAGGCUCGAAUUGCAGAAGAACAUGCUAAACAGAAGGAGUUGGAAAAGAAAAGAGCUGAAGGAGAGACCGGUUUUGGACGCAGGAAAAAGAAAAAAGAAAUUCGGUAUGAGGACGAGGACGAAGAUGAAGGCCCCCAACCUGACCCAACUCUGGAGCAAGGGUUACCCAUACCGGUCCGUCUUCAGGGUGGGUUUCCCCCGGAACUGGCCAGCACACCACUUGAAGACAUCGACCCUUUUUACAGCAACCAAAGAACUUUUGUAGUAGUUAGUAAAGGCAAGGACAUAUUCCGAUUUAGUGCAACCAACGCUCUGUGGAUACUCGAUCCUUUCAAUCCAAUCCGUCGAGUAGCCAUUUAUAUCUUAGUGCAUCCUUUAUUUUCUCUUUUCAUCAUCACCACCAUCCUCGUCAAUUGUAUCCUCAUGAUUAUGCCCACCACACCCACCGUAGAAUCAACUGAAGUAAUUUUCACUGGCAUCUACACGUUUGAAUCAGCUGUGAAGGUGAUGGCCAGAGGUUUUAUUCUUCAACCGUUCACCUACCUUAGAGAUGCAUGGAAUUGGCUCGACUUCGUAGUCAUAGCUUUAGCUUAUGUUACCAUGGGUAUAGACCUUGGGAAUCUUGCUGCCUUGAGAACAUUUAGGGUACUACGAGCUCUAAAAACUGUUGCCAUUGUGCCAGGUUUGAAGACUAUCGUGGGAGCUGUAAUAGAAUCUGUAAAAAAUCUCCGAGAUGUGAUAAUUUUAACGAUGUUUUCGCUGUCAGUGUUCGCACUGAUGGGUUUACAGAUUUACAUGGGGGUUCUGACGCAAAAAUGUAUCAAAAAUUUCCCCAUGGACGGCUCCUGGGGAAAUCUCACCGCUGAAAACUGGGAAAGAUUUGUAAGCAACGAAACGAAUUGGUAUUGGGACGAAGAAAAGGGGGAGCGGCCUUUAUGCGGAAACUCCUCCGGCGCCGGCACAUGUAAACCUGGUUAUACAUGUUUACAAGGCUAUGGUGAAAAUCCAAAUUAUGGGUACACAAGUUUUGAUACAUUUGGCUGGGCCUUCCUUUCUGCCUUUAGACUAAUGACUCAGGAUUAUUGGGAAAAUUUAUAUCAAUUGGUUUUGAGAUCUGCAGGACCUUGGCACAUGUUGUUUUUUAUCGUGAUCAUCUUCUUGGGCUCGUUUUAUUUGGUCAACUUAAUUUUGGCCAUCGUCGCUAUGUCUUAUGAUGAAUUACAAAAGAAGGCUCAGGAUGAAGAAGAGGCCGAAGCCGAAGCCAUCAGAGAAGCUGAAGAGAAGGCGAAGGAGAAGCAGGACCGGGCGGACGCGCGAGCCUUGGCGGCGGUGGAGGCAGCUGCGGCCGCGGAAGCGGCUGCCAGUGGCGGCGGCCACGAGAUCGUGAAGUCUUCGUCCGACUAUUCCUGUCAUAGCUAUGAAAGCUUCGUAGGACAAGCGAGCGGCCAGGAUGACAACAACAAGGAAAAAAUAAGCAUACGAUCUGAAGGAUUAGAUUCCGUGAGUGAACACAGAAGAGUUCCUAAUCUCAGCAAGAUACGGAAAGUCAGCGCUGCAAGUCUCAGUCUUCCGGGAUCUCCGUUCAACCUUCGCAGAGGGUCCAGAGGCAGCCACCAGUUCACCAUCCGGAACAACAGGCACAUGGUGGGCGGCCCCUGCGACCGCAAACCUUUGGUUCUCUCGACCUAUCUCGAUGCUCAAGAACAUCUUCCCUACGCCGACGACUCCAACGCUGUCACUCCCAUGAGCGAGGAGAACGGCGCCAUGGUGUUCCCCAUGUACUACGCCAAUCUGGGGUCACGUCACUCAUCGUACAACUCCCACGCCGCGCGGAUGUCCUACACCUCGCACGGGGACCUCCUUGGAGGCCUCGUAGGCAGUGGGAAAAACAUGACGAAGGAGAGCCAACUCCGGUGCCGUUCCAUGAGGAACGCACCUCCGGCCACAACAAACUCGUUCUUUGAAAUCACACACAAAGCACACCGAGGUGAUUAUGAUGGUCCCACGGGUCAGCUUUGUGAAUCGAAAUUAAAACAACUGGAUAGUUCCUUUAUUGACAACAAUCAGAGGCAAACGGUUGUAGAUAUGAAAGACGUAAAAGUCCUCAACGAUAUUAUUGAGCAAGCGGCUGCCAGCGGCGGGAGUGAGCAUGGAGUUUCCGUUUAUAUUUUCUCAGCGACUAAUAACGACGAGAAUGACGAAGAAGAGGAGGAGCCCACGGUCGGCGAACGCAUGCUGGCCUACACCCUCAAAAUAAUCGACAUUUUCUGCGUCUGGGACUGUUGCCACUGCUGGGUCGUCAUCCAGAAGUUCGUCAGUUUGAUAGUGUUUGACCCGUUCGUCGAGCUGUUCAUCACGCUCUGCAUCGUCGUCAACACCCUGUUCAUGGCGCUCGACCACCACGACAUGGACAAAGACCUGGAAAAGGCCCUAAAGAGCGGCAACUACUUCUUCACCGCCACUUUCAUGAUCGAAGCUACGAUGAAGUUGAUCGCGAUGAGUCCGAAGUUCUACUUUCAAGAAGGCUGGAAUAUCUUUGAUUUCAUAAUAGUGGCGUUGUCGUUGCUGGAACUUGGGCUUGAAGGGGUCCAGGGGUUGUCCGUUUUGAGAUCAUUCCGACUGUUGAGGGUUUUUAAACUGGCAAAGUCGUGGCCAACCUUGAACUUACUCAUCUCCAUUAUGGGCAGGACGAUGGGGGCUUUGGGGAAUCUAACGUUUGUCUUGUGCAUCAUCAUAUUCAUAUUUGCCGUAAUGGGGAUGCAACUAUUUGGGAAAAACUAUACAGAUAACGUUGAUAGAUUUCCCGACCACGAACUUCCAAGGUGGAACUUUACCGAUUUUAUGCAUUCCUUUAUGAUAGUGUUUAGAGUACUGUGUGGAGAGUGGAUAGAAUCUAUGUGGGAUUGCAUGUUAGUAGGUGAUGUGUCUUGUAUUCCAUUCUUCCUAGCAACUGUGGUAAUUGGUAAUCUUGUGGUACUGAACCUCUUCUUGGCUCUGCUUUUGAGCAACUUUGGCUCUUCAAACCUCUCAGCACCGACUGCCGACAACGACACUAAUAAAAUAGCAGAGGCCUUUGAGAGAAUAGCGCGUUUUAUACGGUGGAUAAAGGGUAGUGUUUUAGACAUGGUAAAAAUCGUCCGAUUUAAACUAACUAAUCAGAUAUCAGACCAGCCCUCAGGUAAAAAAAGAAACUUAUCUCUAGUUAGUCACUUGGUAAUUUCAGACGAACGAGAGUGUGCGUUAGAAAUAUCAGAAGACGAAAUAUUGGCUAACGGUUUAAUGAAGAAAAACCCUAAAGACCGGGUUGAAGUAACGAUAGGCAUAGGGACCGGUAUGGACCUUACAGUUCAUGGUGAUUCGAAAGCGAAUUUGAAACGAGACAAGAACAGCUUGAGUAAAAGCAAAACUAUCGGAAAUUCAAUUUUAGACCACAGUGAUUUUAUUAGUCACUUGGACGACGACGAAAUUAGUAAUAAUUCAUACGGGAGUCACACUUAUCGCUUUAAGGACGAGAGUCACAAAGGCAGUGCCGACGUUCUUGAAGAUAACGAAGAGCAGGAAGAGAAGCGCGAUGCUAGCAAAGAAGAGCUAGGUAUCGCCGAAGACACGGAAGAAGAAGGCUGCGAAUGUAAGGAAGUCCUGAAUGAAGAUUUGGUUGACGCAAACACUGAAGACAUCAUCGACGAAUAUUCCGCCGACUGCUGUCCCGAGUCGUGUUACAAAAAGUUCCCGUUCCUGGCCGGCGACGAAGACUCGCCCUUUUGGCAAGGCUGGGCGAACUUGCGCUACAAAACGUUCCGGCUGAUAGAAAACAAAUAUUUCGAAACGGCGGUCAUCACGAUGAUUUUGCUGAGCAGUCUGGCCCUGGCUUUGGAGGAUGUGCAUCUUUCGAAACGGCCGAUCUUGCAAGACAUUUUAUACUACAUGGACCGCAUUUUUACAGUGAUUUUCUUUUUCGAAAUGUUGAUAAAGUGGCUGGCUUUAGGUUUCCAAAAGUACUUUACGAACGCAUGGUGCUGGCUAGAUUUUAUUAUCGUAAUGGUGUCCUUAAUUAAUUUUAUUGCCUCUCUUUGUGGCGCUGGUGGUAUUCAAGCGUUUAAAACCAUGAGAACACUCCGAGCUCUGAGGCCGCUCCGUGCCAUGUCGCGGAUGCAAGGGAUGAGGGUUGUGGUGAACGCACUCGUACAAGCUAUACCAUCCAUCUUCAAUGUACUGCUAGUGUGCUUGAUCUUUUGGUUGAUUUUUGCUAUAAUGGGUGUACAAUUAUUUGCUGGUAAAUACUUUAAGUGCGUGGACGCAAAUAAGACGAGUCUGAGCUACGAAAUUAUUCCCGACUACAACGCUUGUAUUGCCGAAAAUUACACGUGGGAGAAUUCCAGAAUGAAUUUUGAUCACGUGGGUAAAGCCUACCUUUGCUUGUUUCAAGUCGCCACGUUUAAGGGCUGGAUACAAAUCAUGAACGAUGCGAUAGAUUCCAGAGAGAUUAAUAAACAACCAAUAAGAGAGACGAACAUUUACAUGUAUUUAUAUUUCGUCUUCUUUAUUAUUUUUGGAUCGUUCUUUACUUUGAAUCUGUUUAUUGGGGUGAUCAUUGAUAACUUUAAUGCACAAAAGAAGAAAGCCGGCGGUUCGUUGGAAAUGUUCAUGACUGAGGAUCAGAAAAAGUACUACAAUGCGAUGAAGAAAAUGGGUUCGAAGAAGCCUAUGAAAGCGAUCCCGAGACCGAGGUGGAAGCCUCAAGCUAUCGUGUUUGAGAUAGUAACAAAUAAGAAAUUUGACAUGAUAAUCAUGUUGUUCAUUGGCUUGAACAUGUUGACGAUGACGAUGGACCAUUACCAGCAGAAAGAGACGUUUACGCAAGUGCUAGACUACCUCAACAUGAUUUUCAUAGUUAUAUUUAGUACCGAGUGCCUCAUGAAGAUGUUUGCGUUGCGAUACCAUUACUUCACGGAACCGUGGAAUCUCUUCGAUUUGGUAGUUGUGAUUUUGUCAAUCUUGGGUUUAGUUUUGAGUGAUAUCAUCGAAAAAUAUUUCGUAUCACCAACACUGUUGAGAGUGGUGCGUGUGGCAAAAGUCGGGAGGGUACUCCGUUUGGUGAAAGGAGCAAAAGGCAUCCGCACACUGCUUUUCGCAUUAGCCAUGUCACUGCCUGCACUAUUCAACAUCUGUUUACUGUUAUUCUUGGUGAUGUUCAUCUUUGCCAUCUUCGGGAUGUCCUUCUUCAUGCACGUCAAAGACAAGAGCGGAUUGGAUGACGUCUACAACUUCAAAACUUUUGCCCAGUCCAUGAUUCUCCUAUUUCAGAUGUCCACUUCGGCCGGGUGGGACGGCGUUUUGGACGGGAUUAUAAACGAAGAGGACUGCAAGUUGCCGAACAAUGAGAUAGGAGAGACGGGGAACUGCGGGAACUCAACAAUAGGCAUCGCCUUUCUACUUAGCUACCUCGUGAUCUCUUUCCUGAUCGUCAUCAACAUGUACAUCGCCGUGAUCUUGGAGAACUACUCCCAGGCCACGGAAGACGUGCAGGAGGGCUUGACCGACGACGACUACGACAUGUACUACGAGAUCUGGCAGCAGUUCGACCCUGACGGCACCCAGUACAUCCGCUACGACCAGCUGUCGGACUUCCUGGAUGUGCUGGAGCCGCCUUUGCAAAUCCACAAACCCAACAAAUACAAGAUAGUUUCCAUGGACAUCACCAUAUGCAAGGGUGAUCUCAUGUUUUGUGUAGAUAUUUUAGAUGCGCUAACUAAAGACUUCUUCGCCCGCAAGGGCAAUCCGAUUGAAGAGACCGCCGAACUCAGUGAAGUGAACACUCACCCGAACGAGCCGGGCUACGAACCAGUGAGCUCCACGCUGUGGAGGCAGCGCGAGGAGUACUGUGCGCGCCUGAUCCAGAACGCGUGGCGCAAGCACAAGCAGCAGCGCAGCAGCGGCGUGCCCGAGCCGGCAGGCGAGGGGGAGCUGGACAAAGACAGUGAGCUGGAGGCGCACCAAACGGCCGUUUUGGUGGAGAACGACGGCUUUGCGACCAAAAACGGGCACAAAGUGGUGUUGCACAGUCGCACGCCCAGCGUCAGCUCCAGGUCUGCGGACGUCUGAGAAUGGCCCCGCCCCUCCUUGACGCCACCAUAGUGGACGCUACGUUCGAAAUUUUUAUCUCGGCUGCUCUCCAGACAUAUCCUCUUAUUACAUGCAUCGAAUUACGUUUUGCGGCCGGUUUGCGGUGGCCGUCAUUGUUAACUGGACGAUCUCCCGAGAUAAAAACUUGCGGCGACCAAGUAAGUGCGUGUAGUUUCAUGGAGAAGGUACCACUAGAUUUUCAAUACGACUAGUAACAACAAUGUCCCAGCAUUAGUUGCUACUGCACACCAAACACACAACUACGACUGGUCGAACGCUUGGUGGAUUUUAAUAGAUAAGAAUCCUGCUGUUCGAACUAGCAUGAUUUAUUCCAUAUCCUUGCGCAACUUUUGCGCUCCACUAGUACCAUAUGCUGGUUGAACCAGUAGGGCGCAUUAUUCAUUGAAUUGUACCAAACGUAGUCGUUUUCUGCGCGUUUUUGGGGGCACUAUUCCCAAGUGCGCCCCAAAAAUAACAGGAACAAUUACACAUAUUCUAAAGAGUAAUUCGUAUAAACGGUGCUUUCUUCAAGCUACAUGGACAGUAUUGGAGGAGGGGCAAAUGGGUCAAAAAAAGAAAAAUUUUCGUAUGCCUCAUACAAUAUCUAUUGUAAAUUUGUAUGUGUGACAUUUUUUCAAAAAGGAGACACUUUUUAACAAGCAAUAUAGCACAUGCUGUACUAUUUUUAAAAUAUGUGCUUGAAUACAAUUAGCUUAAAGUUUUUUAUUUCACACAAUAACAGCAUUUUACGACUUAUUGAUCGCACGAGUUGUAUAAAUUAUAAUGUAACGUUAGUUAUACAUUGAAUUUUUUUAUCAUGGCUGGACCAUUGGAGGGUUUUUGGCAAAAAUGUCACCCAUACCGUUGCAAAUAUUUUAUUCGAUACUUAGAGAUCCAGAUAUAACUACAGAACUGUCGUUCUACGUUAUGAUAUGCUGUUACGUUUUAUUGGUUGAUUAGAUAAUUAUUGUUAAGAUUUUAUAUGAAUAUUACGGAUUUGGUUAGUGUUUGUUGACGUGGUUACUAUUACAUUUUUGGACCCAUUAAACCGACUGUUAUUCCCAGACAGUGAUUUCAAUGGGCAAAUGCGAGACUUGAAAGGCCUUCGUUUUCCUGUACACCAUCUAGCCAUGACAAAUAAAAUUUCCCUUAAAUUUCUUCUGAUUAUUUCGAAAAUUCCAUAAAUAUCGACAACCAAAGCUCAUUCAAACACUCACCAUUGACGGAACGAAGUGAUAACUGACAACUGCGGUAUGUUUCAUUCGCUCGAAGAUGAGUGGAGUAACUAUAUUUAGAAAGAUUAUUGUCUCCCGGUGCAAUGAAACACACUACUUAUAUAUUACAUUGGCAAUCGCUAAUAUACGAAUGAUUUGUUUAAGCUCCACCGCUUCUUUUCAACAGUAGACUCAAGAUUUGACGAGAUCUGUUCUCUAGUGUGCUGCAUUUUAAUCUAAUAAUACGCACACAUUGUUAUUGUGAUAGUGAAAUAGAUUAACUGAUUUUGACAAUACACUGUAUAUACGUAGUUCAAACCAACAUUCCAUUUAAAUGAUUUAUUUUGUUAUUAGGGAAAUUAAACAGCAAGGUUACAUGAAGAGGUGUAUUGUGAAUCAGUUGCCUUUCCGCUUUCAUACUCCACAGUUUGUUUUAAAGUGAGUGAUUCAAGGAGCAAUUUUACUCAUUCACAAAACACAGGUUGAAAAUUUUUGCACAUGUUUGUUAUCUGGCGUAAGAAACUGCACAAUCUGCUUGUAUACCUAGGCUUAGGUACAGUUCCAGCACUGAGCGAAUAUCUUCAUACAUUUCAAUUGUUCACUUUUUUACGCUGGAUAUGAUAUGCUUAAUAUUUUGCGAUUUGGGUUUUUUCCUUUCUAACGCGUGUAGGUACAUGUAACAUACACUUUAGAUAAUUGUGUUCGGUACAUCGUAUCUACAUUUUGACAAGCCAUUCAUGUAAUAUAAUGAAUAAUCAUAGUAUUACAACAUAUUAUAUACAUAUAAUUUUUCUAAGCAAUCGUUGUUUUUAGGGUAGUUAUUGAUAAGAUUUAGUUUGUAAGCUUUGCGAAAAUUAAAGCGAUCUCGAUUUAUAUUGGAUAUUAUUAUUGUCCAUAUAGAUAAUUACCAUUCUGUUAUUACUUUUGUUGUUUUAUUAUUAAUUACCAAUUCAAAUAAAAAUCACAUAACGCCUAA